UAUUCACAUAAAUAUAAAAUUAAAAAAAAAUUUAAAGAUGCAUUAGGAUAUGUUUGUAAGAAAGAUGAUAGGAUAGAAAAAGCAGCGAAGGUUGUUAACAAUGGCACUGUCAUCAUCAUCAUCACAACCGUUGCCAUUAACACUUCCUUCAAUUUCAUCUUCACAAUCACAUUCUCUUCCAACCUUUCGCUGUUAUCAUAACUCUCACUCCUUCCUUAGCAACGGAGCACAGUUCACGAAGCUUAGCAUCACUCAUCGCCGAACAUCAACCAUACUUUCUUCCGUCGUUGCCUCUGUUGGGAAUGAAGAUUCUGACCUACGUGUUUCCUCUACACAGCAACUGAAUGAUGAUGAUGAUGAUGUUGAGGAGGAUGAUGAUGAUGAUGAAGAAGAAGAACCAACCCCUCAAGACCUUGAAUAUAUUGCCCAAAUCAAAAGGGUUUUGGAGCUGCUUAAAAAAAACCGGGACAUGCUAUUCGGGGAGGUCAAACUAACCAUAAUGAUUGAGGAUCCCCGAGAUGUUGAGAGAAAAAGAUUACUCGGUAUUGAAGAUCUUGAUGGCCCAACACGAGAUGAUCUAGUUACCGCUUUGGAAGAAGUGAAUGAAGGGAAAAUUCCAAAGGAUAAAGUUGUUCUCCAGAUGCUUGCUGAGGAAAUGAAUGCAUGGCCUAAUUUAGAGGUUGAAAUAAAAAAGAAAAAGCCAAAAAAAUCUCUAUAUGCAAAAACCACUGACACUGGAAUCGAUCCUAAAGUGGUUGCAAAGAGACUAAACAUUGACUGGGAUGUGGCUGCUGAAAUUGAAGAUGUGGAUACAGACGAUGAAACAGAAGUGCCUUCGGUGUUGGGCUAUGGAGCACUAUACUUGGUUUCAGCUUUCCCUAUUAUUAUAGGAACUAGAACUAUGUGGAUAUCAAAUGAGUUUAGGUUUUAGUGCGAUGAAGUAAACCUCCGGUACGGCGGAGCAUGGGUGGAUCUACAAGUUAGCAUUCUAACACGUGAAUUUGUAUACUGUCUUAUAGUAUCGUAUAUGCAGUCGAAUCAUACUAUUGGAUACCCGUGAAUUUGUAUACUAUUGGAUGUGUGAUUUGACACCUCACUCACCGUCCAAUCAUAUUUAAUGGUGGAGACUUCUAUGAAUCAUCAA
This is a messenger RNA of Lathyrus oleraceus (garden pea), 1144 nucleotides long. Its product is annotated as ycf3-interacting protein 1, chloroplastic. The coding region runs from base 101 to 931 and encodes 276 amino acids. Gene Ontology annotation, cellular component: chloroplast thylakoid membrane. NCBI's taxonomy places the organism in Eukaryota, Viridiplantae, Streptophyta, Magnoliopsida, Fabales, Fabaceae. The record is from RefSeq and is a predicted model, not a curated record. Gene Ontology annotation, biological process: response to photooxidative stress; photosystem I assembly. The transcript is spliced from 7 exons.